UUCAGCAUCUGAAGCCAUCUUAGAUGUAUGAAAUGGUUUAAUGUAUAUAUUGCAGACUCUAAAUGACAUAACACAACUCACGACCGGCAUUUUGAAGCAUGCCGAAGCGAAAGAACCACCCCACAGACGACACAGAGGGCGACCAGACCAUCCCGCUCCCGAUUCAGUCCUUUUUCUGGAGACAGACAAGCCCAUUCAUUCGACCAAAACUAGGAAAAUUAUGUGAAGCUGCCUGUGUUUCUCUGGAGAGGGUGGUGGUACAGAAUAUUUUGCAUGGUCUGUCUCCGAGUCUCUGUGAGGCCAUUCAGAGCGUGCCCAGAUGGAAGGUCAUUCAGGCGGCGUUUCCCCAUGUCAUGCAUGCAUGUGCGGCUCUCAUUCAGCAGUGUAAACAGUGUGACCAGGAUGCCCAGUUUGGACCCAGUGAGGUGAAACUAUUGUAUAUUCUUCAUUGGAUCAUUCUUGAUGCUGCCUCCGAAUGUGAAGACCUGGAAAGUGACCCUGCUAGAAAUGGUGCCUCGGUACAACUGCACUCUUUAUGUACAGUCCAGCUCUUAGUGUAUCUCCUAGCCCCUGUAAUCCAUCUCUUGAGGGACUCAGAUUUUCAGACUCUGAAAUUAGAGAAUGGCCUGAGGUUCUGGCAGCCAUUAUGGGACUACAGACAACCUGACAUACCAUGCUUCUCUACACCUGUUAAACCUCAGCGAAAUAUUCUUAAGGCUCAGCACAACCUGCUUAAAGUGAACACAAAUGCUGCCAAUAUUUACAUUGGCAAAGGCACUUCUAGGGAGAAUCUUAGCUUCCUUGUAGAACCUUCUGGGGCCAGUCGUAAAUCCAGCUUCAAUGACCAACACUCCAUACAUGCGCCUCUUGCGAGAUGGAGUGACAUUUGUCCCAUUUCUACCGCAGAUUCGCACUCGGUCAACAUGGAGGUGCUGUGUGAACACUGUAACAAUGUCAUUUCUAGCCGAGAUCAGGAGGAAAGAUCUUGUCAGUGCAACAAAAAGGAAAGCACAGAUACAUUCACUCUAGAGCCCAACUUGUUUAACUUUCAACUAUCCACCUCUGUGGAUGAGGAGUUGGUAAAGCAGAGGCUUGCUAGUGCCGUAACAAGUGGGAUAAGAGGACCAACAGCGCCAGAUAUACUCAGUGCCAGUUACUUUGACAUUGCAGUUUUGCGCUGUCUUUUUAGCUUGCAUUGGUCAGAGGAUGGUGUUUUCUGGGCAUUAAAAUAUGUCCAUCAGAGGCUGCUAGAAGUUUGCGAUGAGUACUUGAGAAGAGAUUACUCGGAACGAGAAAGAAGUCAUUCCCUGCCAUUCCAAGAUUUUAAACUACUGAGAAGUCAAACUAUUCCAUUGCAUGGAGUGGAAAAAUCAAAAGCCAAACUGGGAAUUAAGAAACCCUCUAGCCGACUAGAAACAAUUCCAAGUGCUGGAGAAAUCUCGCCUGCAUUGGAUCAUAAAACAAUCCCUGAUCAGAACACUGAUAGUACUACCCAUCAGGCAUAUAAGAAGUUUAAAACCCUUGGACAUGAGGACAGCAAAAGCCCACCUUUCAAAGAUAGGAAGCCCACUUUUUACCUUGCCGGGUCCCCAACAAAAGAUGAUGGUCCGUACAGUCAUUUGACCAAUGAAUUCUUGAAUUUUGAAAAAGUGAGAAACAAAGGGAAAAAGUACAAUGAGAGAAUUUACGAACAGUAUCUCACAAAGAAGGAAGAUUCCUCAAGUGCAGCCACAUCUACACAGGAGUUGGAUGUGGAUCCUGGAAAUAAAGGUCAGAAGACAGUGUCAUUUCCCCUGUAUCUGAUUAAAACAGCCGAUGCUAAAUAUAAGCAGCAGCAGGGCUCUGACUAUGAUUCCCUGUUGACCAGUAGCCAUAGUUCCUCAUCAUCCUCACAGAUGGGAGACUCUAGUCAUGCAGAGAACAGAACAGGCACUGAAGGGCGGUCAGAUGUAGUGUCCUCCGAGGACGAGAAACAGAAGCCAAUGAUAAUGGUAUCGGAGCACGGGGUGUGGGAUAGGCAGAGGAAUAGGCAGAAGAUUAAUAAGCCCAUGGAGGCUUCCAAUGGAAUUAAAGGCAGGAAAAACAUUUUUGAAAUGCACAAUCCAAGUUGGAUGAAGGACACAGCUGCCCAAAGAGAAAAAUUUCCAUCAGUGUUUUCUGUCGAUGAUCAGUCUCAGCAGCAAAAGAAAGAGAAAGAAGGGUCUCUUCCUCGUAGCAUGACAGACUCGGACAUAAACUACAGCCACGAAGAGGAGGUCCACGAGGUACCAGGGUCAGUCCACUACAUACAGAAAAACGGGCAUUUGAAUUACAAAGUCAUACUCCAAGCCAUUCACUUCAUUGCUCUGAAUCAGGCCACGCCGAGAGUGUGUGAGGUGCUGCUGAACAUCAUCAACUGCCUGUUAGAUCUGGACAUCGUGGAGAGGAAGCAGGAUGUCAAGCUGACGGAAUCACCCGAAAAUAAAAAGGCGGACGAAGGCAGCUCUCGCAGCACAACAUCGGAUUCUGCCCAGGAGCAGACGGCACAUGGACUGGCCAUGGACAGCUUGUUUAGCAUUUUCAAAUCUCUGGGAUGUCCUAAUGGAUGUGGAGAUGGACUGAAGGGUAGCUAUGGAGACCACCUUAGGUUGAAAGGUCACAAGUGUUUACAGAGACUGCAGCAGGUUAAUUCUGUGAUGUUCAGAGUCUACUUGAAAGAAACUGUUGAAAAAUGUCCUAUUCAAGAAACAGUGGAUUUCCUGCAUUCUCUUUUGGGAUUCUGCACAGAUCCAACUUUGAUCGCUCAGCAGACACAGGGUCAAGCGGAAAGGAAAAGAUCCUGUUCCCAGCAAGAUGGCCCAGUAAAUGGUUUCCAUAACAACUUUGGACAUAGCAUUGGGGGAGUUGGUUACAGAGGGGAGGAGGGAGUGCUGAUUGCAAACAUCCUGAAGCCAUUCGUGUCCAAGUGUGUGGAUAAUGCCAGGGAGUUGUAUGGAAGUGACAAUAUAUGUGUGUUCUGUGAUAUCCGCCAGUUUAUGGCUUACGUGAAAGAAAUCCACGGAGGAACAUUCAGAAGAGUGGAACUAAGUGGAUUACUGGAUUCCGCAAUGAAACUGAAAAAGCAGGAAAAAGAAUCCAAAGCCAGAACCUCAAUAACCAUCAGGAGAACUACGUCCCAGACUUCUGAUAGUGGAGAUGACAUUGGGAAGUCCCCUGCUACACCCAGUGAAGAGCCACCCACUCGAAGCAAAGGCCGGAAAUCCAUCUUCAAAAAGAAGCCGAAAAAGUCCUUAAUCCUUCAGCCAUAUGCCACAGCCAGUGAUUCGGAGCUACUGGAAGACUCCAAGAAUAAGAACGUUACCACUGACGACGAGGCUGUACCAAACAAUACCUCCAGCACGGGGCGACGACGCUUCAGCAAAUUCCAUCUGGGGUUUAGACGUCCCUUGAAGCCUGACCAUGAGGAGGAGGCUAUGAGUGACCCCCCUCCCUUGGACCGGAGGGAGAGUAAGAGUGACAUACAAGCCCCCAGAAUGAAGACCAAAAUGUCAUUUAGGACAGCAAGCCAGGCCACCAUCACCUUCCUUAGUGCCAGGAGAAAGAUUGAGGGGGGUCUCAAAAGUCUGGGGAAGAGGAUGAGUAAGCGAGGAAGUGUAGAUGAAUGGAAGCAAAAAGAGACCACCCAGGUGGAGGAUGCAGAAAAUGACGCCAUUAUUGUGAAGGAGAAGAAGUUGGUGGACAAGUUCCUGAUCAAGUCGGGCAUGCUCAGGUUCUCCUUCCUGCUGGAGUGUGCCCCUCCCGGAGCUAUUCCUGACCCCCAGCUUGUAGCAGCCAUGCUGGAACUGGAAGCCCCUGUAGUAGCCCGUGCAGCAUUACUUUUGGAGUGUGCCCAGUUUAUACAUCGCUGUAACCAUGGCGACUGGCCCAACUGGAUGAGACUCAAUCUGCCGAGUUAUCGCCAGUCUACUUCCGCUCUACAGAAUCGGGGCCAGCCAUCGGGCUACAGACGCACCCUGGCUCUACAGAAAUCAGCAGGGAGGAUGUUUUAUAAAUGGGCAGAGAAUCUUGGUAGUAUGAUGGAGUACAUUUUAGCCAAGGAGAACAAGGAUAGGUUGAAUAUAAUCAGUGACAUUCAUAGCGAGUCUAGGAAGAAAGAACUCCGGAUAUCUGAUGAAGAGGAGGACUUUCUAGAUGAAGGUACUGUCAAUGAGAAAGGAUCAGAGUGUCCAUACGCACUUAAGAUGGCUGCCUGCCUAGUCUUGCAAGAGAUCACCACAUUUCUUAGGGAGACGUUCAGGGACCUGCCAAAAGCACACAGUGUCAGACAUGUGUGGGACCGGCCCACCAGCAACACCAGGAGGUGGAGCAGCAUUGUUAGCAGUCCCGGUCACUCCCAGAGUUCCGAGUCCGGCAUGGCUGACAUGCCACAUUCAUCGUCUGCUGUGGUUGGAAGCCCAAGUGGGGACAACAGUCGGAAGAUAAGCUUUGCUGUGCUUGGGGAACGAUCUGAUUCCAUUCACAGCAGCACCACCUCCAUCUCCAUGAUGGAUCCCUCCGUGUCCCCCAAUAUCCACAGUGAUGAUAAGAAAGGGAGAAAAUUAGCAGCAACUAGACCAAAAAUCAAACUUUUCAGGGGAGGAUCUGGAACCAAUUCUAGUUUCAGACUCAAAAAGGGGCUUCCACAGAAGCAAAGCAGCAGUUUCAAGAGAUACGGGAGUCAGAAGUCAAGGAAGGUCAGCAGCCAGUCUCAGUUCUCUGACCGUGGGGCGGAGGAGGACCUGGGGAUGGAGGACACAGAAUCACUUCUCAGUGAUGAGAACGAGAGCGGGGACCACGACGAGCCCAAUGACGUCAACCUUUGUCACAACAUGCCAUGGAUCAAGGUUGUAGUACAGCUUGCGAAUCUCUCAAACUUUAUAUGUCCACACCAAAACUUCUGCCACCCAAACUGCUACGAACGUCAGAGGAGGUCGUGCUCCCGCCUUGUGACGGCCCUCAAGAAGAUUUACCAGUCCUCGGAGCACGAGGAGGAGGACAAGAAACAGGACACAAAGAAAGACUUCCUCAAGGAGAGGCUCAAGAGGAGGGGAUCAAUCUUUCAUCAACAAGCUUCACCUACUUGGAGAAGGGAGAGCACUCCGCUGCUAGAAAAGAUCAAAACGGACGUCUCCAUGACUAAACUUAAGAUGACCUCCACUUGGAAGAAGGAGGAAAAGCCAAAGGAGGUUAAAGAGGAAUCACCCAUGAUCAAGUACAUCGCAUCCCAGGCUCAGAAACUGACUCAGUGUCCAAUGGGAAUAAUUGCUAAAGCUGCGCCCAUUUUGUCGGAGGAAAAUCUGAUUGACAUUAUCCCUGUAGCCUGGGAGCUGAUAAUGGAGACGGACCAGGAACUGGCUGCUUCUGCUGCUUCUGUGUUUCUGCUGACCUCUGUGAAGUGCCCCGAUAAGGCCCAGAAAUUGAUGGUGAAGGAGAUGCAGCAUGAGGAUACCACACAGAGGAUCAAUGCUGUGUUAAGGUUUGGGGUUUUGUGGAAAUUUAGACAUCAAGUCUGGCCAAGAAUGGAAGAUGGAGCAAACAUGUUCUUUAAGAUGCCCCCUCCUAACAUAGACUUCACCCUGCCAUCUCCCACGAUUGGCCUGCCCUCACAGACCGUGGUUGACCCUCCCUGGACCCCCCACUUCAAGGCCAAGAUAGAGGAAGUCACGGUUAACCAGGAGGGAACUAAAUCCUUAGUGACAACCACUACAACUCGGCGUAAAGAACAACAGGAGAUGAUCCGAAAGGCUUUCCAGGCAGAGGAAGAAAGGAAGAGGGUGGGGCGAGAACGCUUCCCCAUGACGACCAUCCCCGUCAAUCAUCUGGCGGCCUACGAACCGGCCAUCCAUCAUGCCAGCGAAGAACACGAGGAAGCUGUGAUGACGGAUGAACUUAGCAACCUGGCUGCACGGCGUGUAUCAAUGGCUCCCUUCAAUCGAGCUAACUUACAAAGUCGUAGCAUGUCUUGGAGGAAUGGUAGUGUCUAUUGGGCAAGGCUGGAAGGGGAGGAAGAGCGUGCUGAACACCUCCACCACAUGCAGCAGGCCCAGACGUUCUUCCCGUCCUGUAUCUGUGCGGCGGUCCUUCCCAUCAUCCACCUGCUGGCAGAUGGAGAUGUGGGCGGUGACGGCGUGUCUGUCAACGAGGUUGCGGAGAAGGUCAUCUGGAACUGUAUGGUUGAGGACCCUGUGCUGUUCCUCAGGCAUUUCCUGGAGAAACUCACACACAGGGACAAACUGGAAGAACUGUUGUUCUUGAUGAGAAAACUUGUGCUUCACUACAGAGAGCUUCCUGCUCAGAUGGCACAUGCUUUGUAUAACUAUCUGAUAGGGUAUGUGAUGUUCUAUGUGAGGUCCCCCUGUGCAGGGAGUCAGGAGGCCAUAGCAGGUGCCCUCGCUCUGAUCUGGCAGGUCAUUCCCAGCGUUGAUGGCAUUUAUUUCAAGGACUUGAAGCAAACACUGAAAAAAGAGCAAUGUGAUCCAUAUAUCUUGAUCUCUGCCAAUGUUCCCAGUGCAAAGAAGAUCUUAAUUCAUGGCCCUGAUGAAGCUAGUAUUCCAUCACAACUGCCAAUACAUGAGGACACCCAAUUCUCUCAAAUUUUGCAAGACAGUUUGGAUUUCUUUAAUAUUCCCGAAGAGGAUUAUCCACUCUAUUUUCUUGUGGAUACCAAAUCAAAUCAGAUACACAACCUGAAUUCCUAUGUCAGAGACUUCUACUUCUUCCGUCGGAACUUUUAUCCACAGCUGAGUUUGGUUGCCAUAGAUCCAGAUAAUGCAAUGGCCUCCCUGGAAAGACAGGCCUUCACAUUAAAAUUUGUGGAGAUAGGGAAAAUCUUAUUUACGACCAAUGUGUUGAAGAGCACACCACUGCAUAAGAUUCAGAAUCAUGUGAGUUUCCUUCAUGAGGAAUUUAUGAAAUUGCCCGCCUUUCCUAGGAAAGCCCUGGAAGCUGAGUUCAGUCUGUACAACGGUAAAGGGGGCGAGGAAAUAUAUGGGUUGGACACCUUGCAUAAAUUAUCUUGGGUCAAGCUGAUAGACACACUGUUUUCAUCAAUGACCAGCUCCUUUGGCUGGAACAACGACCUGCAGCUGUUCCUGAAUGUGAUCAAUGGCUGCAUCAUUCUCCACUGUGAGGACACCGCCCUGCUCCGGUUCUGUCUGGCCUCACUGAUCAACACCUCCAGGCACUUCAAACAUAUCUUCUCCAUGAACGGGUUUAUGCACAUAAUGCCCACCCUCCUGAAGACGUACAGUAACAACCAGCCGAACCCUGUGUUGUGUCAGGCCAUAGAGUUUGUCUGUCGACAGUUCUACAUACUCCACCGCAAACCCUUCAUACUACAGAUGUUUGGUAGUGUAGCCACCAUGUUGGACUUGACUUCCAAAGAAACUGGGAUGAUAGACUGCAGAAAGAUUCAGCCAGACUGCCUGUUCAAGCUUCUUCUGUCCCUGGAGAAGCCAGACUGUGCCGACAACCUGAGUAUCUUAGAACUGGUGGACGGAGCAAAGCCUCUACAAGCUCUGGACUUCUGUUACGAGAAUGAGCCGGAUCGGCUGACGAUGAUCGAGGUGGUCAACUUGUGUGUGACUGUGAUAGCAUAUGCCCCCGACUCAUUCAGAAGUGUGGAGAUGUUGACCAUCCUUGAAGUUGUGGUUUCUAAGUACGUCCACCAUGUCAGAAGUGAGACGAUCCGAGUGGAUAAACCCCAUGCAGCCCAGGCCGAGGUGUCAGCCAUUAUUGACGUAGGAAUCGCAAUGCGGGCUCUCAUCAGCUCCUGUGAAUACUUUACCAGGAGUAUGGCCUUACCAAGACAGAUAGAAAAUGAGAAAGCCAACCCCAAGAGUGUGACCAGCAAUCACUCUCCUCUGGGAGGAACGAGUUACUAUGACGACAGGGAAGACUCUCAUAUCAGUCGCCAUGUGGAAGAAGGCAGAAAGAGACAGGAAACUGAGGACACAGAACUGACCAAUGAGUUCAGGAAACCCCGCGAUUUGUUUCUGAAUGUGAUUGCCGAGUUCUACAGCACCUGUCAGCCACGACUGAAGAGUAACGAACUGCGAAGGAUGCUGGUGGAUGCUGCAUCGCGUCCUCCCACGGAACUACUGGAUCACAGAUCUCACAAUAGGCUUGCAGAAAUAGCCAACACACUGUUGAAAUUGGCUCCAUAUGAUCCCCAAACACUAAGUUGUACUGGACUUCAAAGGUAUAUGACAGAAAUUUUACCACUGACAAACUGGAAGCAAGAAGCUGUGAGGCCAGGAUUAAAUCUGAUUUUGAGGCGACUUGAUCGACUAUUCAACAAAAUUUCAAAAAAAUCGUCCCUCAGGAGACAGGCAGACUGGAACGCUGCAGCAAACCUUUUACAAGGGGUGUUCUACACCGUAAGGAGGCACCAGGAUCUGGCUAACUACCAGCACACCAAGACAUUUGUGAAUGCACUGCUGGUGAUUGUGUUGGCGGGUCCGGGGGCACCUGUUCUACCAGAGACCACCUCCGGAAUCCACGGCAGCCACCGCAGCGAGUAUGGAGCGGUAUUUCACAUCGUCCCACCCACAUUUUGUUCAGCUGUGGUCAAACUUGUAGCAAUGCAGAUGCAAGCAUUAGGGGACCAGUUUUCCUUGGAGCAAAUUUGUGGAGGGAGUGUGUUUGCUUCUCAUGACAAGUGUAUCAACAUGCUGGUCAACUUCAUAUUGCCUCUCUGUAUCAGACUGGGAUGUGCCAGAAAGGGAGACACUCCCAAGUUGAGAGCAGACAAUGUGACCUUUGCCCUGACGGUGAUCCUGAAUAUUCUGUGUCCCCCUGCGAGGAACCCCCAACAGCAGCAGAACUCCAGCUCCAAGUCCACCAUACAUCACCUGUCCUUCUCCGAAAAUCACCGCUGUAGCAGCUUCAGUCAGUCAGACAAGAUCCACCGGCCAGAGAACCAGCUACUGCUCAAUGUGGCUUAUCUUGGUCUGGAAAUACUGAUGGUCUGUUUUGAUCGAAUUUUGUCAUCUGAGUGGCACAAGGUCACAAAGGUCAUACAGGAUCUGGGGAGUAAAGGAAAAGUAUCUUUGCCACUGUGGAGAUUUGUGGAUUUUCUGGUCACCCACAGACCAUCUUGCUUCUUGAUGCUUCAUCCAUUUAUUUUGUAUAAAAUGAUGAAGAUAAACUGUGACACGGCCCAGGAGUACUACCUACAGCAGGCCAUCAAGGACAAGAUGCAGGGCUUCUCCUUCUCCCAUCCCAAGUGUUCAGCCACCGUGCUACUCCAACUGGCUGUGGAGCUGCAGCAUCUCAAAGAGGAGUUCUACAAUGUGGGUGAGGUGCGUUCCCAGGAGGCAGAUCUUCCACACAAUCAGUAUGAACAGCGGGCCAGUGUCACUGAUGUGGCCAUCGAUCUGAUUGGAUUGUCCCUGGGACCAACAUUAGCAGCGGGAGGAAAAUUCCCCAGUGCCACCAUUUUGUCCCAGCCAAGUUCCAGCACAAGUCCACCAUUUAAGGCCACUGCUGUUACGUCCAGUAUUGAAAGCGACAGUCCGACUCAUAAAGACAGGAAGACCAGCCGACGAAUCUCCGCCAAGGAAAACCUCCACCUGUUGGACAGGUUCCGGAAACAUCCCCUGGAUGACAUGUCCCCUCCAGAUUCCUCAGGGCCAGAGGUUUGUUCCCUGUCCAGACAGCCAGCUAUCUACCGGUCCAUGGACACUAUUUCCAGACAGAGUAGCAUUGAUGAACCUCUCCCCCCAGCAGUGAUGUAUCAGACUAAUGAGCUGGAGACACCACCCAAUGGACUUGCAAAACAGACAAUAAGCCCUGAAUUGGAUCCCAAAGUUCAUCGCCUGCAAAGGCAAGAUGUCAGAAGCAGAAAGACCUUCAAACGCAGGAAGGCCACUAAAGCACCUAGCAUGAAGAGACUUGGGGGCCAUGGUUACCCAGAGGACACCAGCGAAGGGGAGGCAGGGAGCUCGGAGAGUUCUCCAGCUCGAAGAGCGUACAGCAUGCGCCGCACCAACCAACGUGACACCCUCACGUCCUAUCAAGACAGGUCCGCAUAUGUCAGAGAGAUUUCUCGGAGCCAUCAGGGAUUUACGUCACAUCCUGGUUUCCCUGAGCUGUCUCGUUUAGGGAAUACACGGUCAAGCUGGGGCAGCGGUACAGCGACAGAGAGGAAUCGUACCCAGCACCGAAGUGGCCAAGGACAGUCGGAACACGAACCACCGGGAGAGGAAAUCAAGACUAAUAGACAGAGAUACAUACAGCGCUCCAAAUCCCAUGACGAUCCGCACGGGGACCUGAAUGCCCCAGCCGGUUCUGCCAGGGGAAGGAUCGCCCGACAGGGGGGUAGAAUCGUCCACUCACGCUCCCCCUCCUCCAGCCCUGCAAGGAGCCCCCGGGAACCGAUCGACUGGGCCUCAAAAGCUGAACAGGAACCCCAGAGCAACACACAACCCCCUCAGGGAGUUACCUCCCCCAUCGUGAGACGCCUAGCUAAGAGGGUCAAGUCACCCACUUCUCCCCCUCCCACUCAUAGAAUGAGCUCUCCCCCUGAUAGUCCGGUCCCCUCCCCCCAGGCCUACAUCGCGCGGUAUGAUUCCAGCGACUCGCUGAAUGCCACCGAGAGCUCGGCCCUGAUACGGGACCAAGAUGAUUCCAGCCGGUCUCACUCCUCCGUGUGUAUUUACUUUGAUGACUUUGGGAUCAAGGACACACUAGUCUGAUGCACAUGUAAAUACUGUAUAUAAACAUGAACUAUACUGUGAACCUAAAAAUACAUGUGUGGGGUAUGGUAUAUGGUGAAGAUAAAGAAGUAUGGCCAUAAUCUGUUAAUACAUGUAAUAUAUUUUAUUUAUUCUUUUUCUUCACAAAUGUAACCUAGCUGAACAUAAAAUUAAUGCUUUACACAAAAGUUGCAGAAUUUUAAUGCUUUACGCAAAAGUUGCAGAAUUUUACCCCUAAAAAAUAUCCACAUUUACAGUUUGUCACGACAAAAGAUAUGUUAUACAUGUUUACAUUUACAGUAUGUCACAACAAAAGAUAUGUUAUACAUGUUUCCAUUUACAGUAAGUCACGACAAAAUAUGUUAUACAUGUUUACAUUUACAGUAUGUCACACAAACGAUAUGAUAUACAUGUUUACAUUUACAGUAUGAUAUGUUAUACAUGUUUACAUUUACAGUAUGUCACGACAAAAGAUAUAUUAUACAUGUUUACAUUUACAGUUGUUGUUUGUAGUGUUGAUGUUGAGUUUGUGAUACGUACCAUAUUUAAGAUCUGGUGUGAAGAAACCUUUAGAUAGACUUAUAGUAGGCUAGACAUUGCAUGUUAUGUCAACUACCUACCAUACCUGUAAUAGCUAGUGUGCAGAUAGUUUUAUAUAAAUGCACUGGUUUCAAGUAAGAAAUUUUUACAAUGCAGUUGAUAUGUUUAUACAAUAUACAUUUACACUAAUUUUCUAAAUCCAUUACCAUUUGAUAGUAUUUUUCAACAACUAUAUAUACAAAGACCUCAUUAUUGACAAUCCAGUUUGUAAAUCUGCCACAUAUCAACUAAUAGUUUGUUCUACUGGGAUAUCCGUUUGUAACUUGCAAUAACAGUGCAGUGCCUAAGAAGACAUUACAAAAACAGAAUGAAUACUGUAACCCCCGUUAUAGUUAAUUAGUUAAUUGGAUUGAACAUUCAUUUGAAUGAUACAAACAAAACAAGAAAUUGUUGCUUAAAAAAUUACAGAACGAGAUAUGUUUUUCUCGUGCCAAAAUUUUUUUUAGUGCAAUAUUUCUGAAAUUUAUUCAAAAGCGAUAUUUACCGGUAUUUGAUUUAAGCAUCCUUUUGAAUCAAGUUUGUGACAUAUGUUCUUUGAAUAAUAAUAGACAGAAAAUGUUUUUAUUUUGAUGAUGUUACUGAAUUUGGAAAUUGGAAGGAUAGGUAGCACUAGCCAAAGAAAAUUAUUUUAUUUUAUUUUAAAAUUCUAUUGUUACAAUUAACAAUUUGGGAUAAAGGUGAGAAUUUUUAAAAGUGAACUGAAAAUAUGAUGUCUGUAAUAAUAUAGUCAGCUUGAAUAAAUUACAGUCUGUAUUGGAUCCAGAAACAUGCUAUUUAUAUGUAUGUUUAUCUUGUCCAUAUCAUAGUAUACAAAUGUACUGUGAAGUUGGAGAAAUGGAAAAAAAUGAAUUGAUUUUUUGGCAUACAUAUUAUCUAUAUCCAUUGGCAACAUUGUUUACAUUAGAAUAAUUUUGUUGAAAUUACCCAUCUCUUGAGUAUUGUAUUAGUUCUACUGUAGUUUACCAAUACAAGGUAUUUGCAGAUUCACAGAAUUGACAUGCCAUAUGACUAAAUAACAUUUUAGAGUUGUGAUAAAAGACAUGAGGUUGUGUGUGUAGUACCCACAUGUACUUGCCGAUUACUGGGUAUAUUAGAAUAUUUACAGAUGAAUUUGUACAAAACUUUUACAAAUAUAAAUAAAGACAAAUAUCUUUGUUUUGCAUGAAUAAUGCUGUGAUGUAUAUAUAUAUAUUAUUAAGUAUUGUUGGUGUUUUAGAAUAAAAUUUGUUUUUGAUAA
This is a messenger RNA of Magallana angulata, 12552 nucleotides long. RefSeq names its product protein unc-80 homolog. The transcript is spliced from 58 exons. The record is from RefSeq and is a predicted model, not a curated record. Lineage: Eukaryota; Metazoa; Mollusca; Bivalvia; Ostreida; Ostreidae. Gene Ontology annotation, molecular function: monoatomic cation channel activity. The coding region runs from base 99 to 10715 and encodes 3538 amino acids. Gene Ontology annotation, cellular component: cation channel complex; axon. Gene Ontology annotation, biological process: monoatomic cation homeostasis.